CGGUAUUAAUACGCCGGAUAGGGAGGGAGGAGAGGAUUCACCGUGCUUACAAAGCGAGAACGUUACACGCGCUCGAGAACGGUUACAAAUACUCCCACUGCUCGCUUACCUCGUCAUCGUCAUCAUCGUCAUCGUCAUCAUCAUCAUCAUCAUCAUCAUCAUUAUCAUCAUCAUCAUCAUCUUUUUUCUCCCGCGCAAUAUCCGCCACACGAUUUUCCCUCUUCUCCUCCCUGCCCAACCCCUCGUCUCAAUUUCUCCCACGCUUUCACUCCCUUCAUUCAUCCCCCUCUAUCCCGCCGCCGCUUCCUCCACACCCUGUCUCUCCCGCAUCCACCCACCCCUAUUCCCGUUAUAUCCGUCUCCCUCAUACGCACCCUCUCUCGGUCGCUUCUCUCCGAUUACUCGUCGAGAGAAGGGCUCGUCAUCCCUCGCGAGGACCACCGAGACGCGUCGCUCCGGUCGCGUUCGCGUCUGCCAACGUCGCGUCGCGGUAGACGGUCGUCGUCAUCGCCGUCGUCGCGCUCGCCGUCGUCGUAUCAAUCGCCAAGAUCCCUCGCGAGGACGACCGAUUAUCGCGGACGGAUCCGUAUCUCGUGUCGCGAGUGCCGCGCGAGAAGGACAUCAUCGGGUGGCAACCGACACCAUGAACGUCCCACGGGAGGACUCGCCGACGAGAUAGUCUAUGAGAUUAGCUGGCUGGCUCGCCGUUCACCCUCUCUCGGUCUUCAUCCCCAAGAGCCGGGAGACAUUUCUCUCGCUCGAGAGGGAUAAAGCGGGAUAGAUCGAUAGGCCAGCUGGUGUUCGCAGCGUUUUCGCGAGUAGGCCGGUAGGUCGGUGGUGGUGGUGCGCGGGGUGCGGCCCAGGAUGGUGAAGGCACCGAGCGUGGGACCCACCGGCGGCGGCCCGGCGGCUAUCAGGCGGAUCCAUCCCGGUCCCGAGAUCGCCAUGAAUCCGAGAAAUCUGCCCACGGCGUCCGCGAGUAUGCCGCCUGCUAUGCGAGGGGAUGCCAACGCCGUCGACAGAACAACGUCCGUUUAUCAUCCCCAGGUGGACGUUUCCACGCAAGUGGAUCUCCACGGUGUCUACGGCGCUCCGGUCAACCUGGACUCGUGGGACCGUCGAGCGACGCCGUUGUACUCGCGCGAGGACAUUAAGGAACAAUAUUGUAUCACCAGCCGGCAGUUGGACGCCGUUGAGAAGUCCGGCGGCGGUUUUUUCGGAUGCCUGUCGACGAGGGGCCCGUCUCCGUGCAGCUCCACCAGGAACUCCAUCCUCUCGGCGUGCGUGCGUAGCGUGCCCAGCGACGAGAAUCUUUGUGAUGCGCCCUAUCCUCGGAAGCCUCUUCAGAUCAUGUACCGCCAGCCUUAUCCGACCUAUUCCCGCGGCCUGUCGCGCUACGAUCUCGAGGACGAGGCGGACUGGAUCGAGAGUUCCUACUUCAGGAGAAGGCCGAGAUCCUUCUGCACCGUGCCCGAUCCGAAAAGAUACACUUGGGUGCCGGAAGAUGAAGAAUCCAUGAGGUUGGAAGGUCCGCGGCCGGUGUUACCACCGGUAAUACCUUCUCCCCCCAUUUCCAUGAUGACAAUGCAAGGACCGCAAGCUCCGAAGACGAAGCAUGUGAGCUUUGCGAGAUCGCACACGCUCACGUCGUUUGAAGUCCCGAGAAACAGAAGCCCACCGAGGCCACAUAAUCCGGAACGUCUUAUAGACUCGCAGCCGACAAUGCAGAAUACUAUACUGCCUUCGUCCUUGCCCUUAGCGCAUCCUUAUCCUGGCAUUGAGCCACGUGUCCUCGUACUUGAAAAACCACCUAAACGCGGCGCUAUGAAGACCCAGGCGACGCAAACCGAAAUUCCGGCAAUGUUUCGCGGUCGCGUACUCCCGGUGACCUUGAGUCCCAGAACCAUCCAUCGUGUCAAGAUGGUUUCGCAGGGUGCUCAAACAAAUGGUAUUUUCAACGGGAGAAAAUUGACCAAGAGCUAUUCGGAAGCCGGACAAUUGGGAACGCCGCUCGGCGGCAGCCAGGUAGGCGCGCCGACGAAAGAAGAGACCGAGCACGAACCGCUCCACAGAACACAAAGCGAAGAACCACCGAGAUCGCCCUUUCUCGUUUCGACGACGCCACCGCCGCUUCCCUCCAACGCUACCGUCGUUAUUGAAGAAUCCUUGCCAAAUGGAGACAUUGUUCCCGCCGGAAUUUCUCGGGAGCAUCGUAAAUCCCUCGAUAUCGACGACCAGGAGAUCUUUAUAAAUUUCAAACCGGCACCGGUAUCACCGGACGCGCGGGCGCUCCUCAGUCGGAUCUCCGAGCCUACGCGUAAAUUCCUACCCCUCCAGAAGACCUUCUCCGACGGCGAAAUCCGUAUCGAGAGACGCGAGCUGAUCGGCGAGAGCAGCGAGCCAAGUUAUCCUCACACAUGCAGGAGGAAUCAGCAGGACUCUUGGGGCAGAACUGUCAGAACGCCCGUCCAAUUUUCCUCGACACCGGAGGAUCUGUCCUUGUUGCGAAGCCUCUCGCCCCAAGAGGAUCAUCAUGAAGAGGAAUUCCACGAAAAUCUGAUACGUCGGGGUCUCUUCCGAAAGAGAAGCGUAUCCCUUGAGGAUGGCAUGCAAGGUCUGUCAUCAGACGACUUUAUGCUUCCUAGAUCACUUCCUACUUCACCCACAUCGCCAACUGCAGCAGCAACGCCACGUAGGAUCUCGCAGACACCGAAGGACGAUUCGUUGCCGAGCUGCACCUUUUUGCAAGCGACGGUCUGUCCGGUUGCCUUUAACACUGGAGCAAGCAUCACCGGUACCGGCAUCAUCGGCCAGGUUGCUUCGCCGUUCGCGUCGAGCGAUUCGCUAACCAACGACGUCACCAGGGACCACAGCGACGGGAUAUGGAAUGAGUCGCAGGCGACGGUUCUCCAAGCCGACUCGUUAGCUCUAUUGACGCCGUCUUCGAGGAGGAGACAUCUCUUGUUACUGCAACAUCAGCAACGUUCCUCCAUGGACACCGAGGCUCUCGAUGUCGAAGACGAGGCAGAGCCUUGUCCGCCGAGUCCACGAAUACGUCUGGAACCGGCUACUCCGGUGCAACCUCUCACACCAAGACACCAUUACAGAAUACAAGAUCUCUUACCGGUACAGUUUCAACAAAUUUACUACAAUGAUGUAUCCGCAACAGCACAUUUUUAUGCCUACGAUAUUAUUGAGUCUAUUUCUGCAAACAACGGUCGACCGAGAAGCGGAUUGCGUCGUGCUAGUCCAGGUCCGCCGUUGUCUCAGCCCCAAUCACAGUCGUCGAGCGAGUUCGGUUUAAGCCUGGCGAGGACCGACUCGGGCGGCCGCACCAACACCGAUCUCUCCGAGACCUCCGAAGAUUACGUCACUGCCAAUACUUCUACGGAAACUGGGACCACCACUGGAACAAGCGCCACGACCAGCUCCUGGUCGAGGCCGCCACAGACGUCCAGCGCCGCGGCGUCAGCGGCAUCGGCGCCGGCUUCAACCACCGCGACUGCCGCGGAAGGCAGCUCCUUCGAAAGCGCCAGUUCGAUCUACAGCUUGGCGAGGAGCGAGGCCGUCGUCGAGGAGCCGUGUAGUCCGCCGCCGAUUUUAGAAGAAGCGGAAAUCGCAUUCGGAUUAGAACUACCUCCGCCCUCGAUGAGAUCCAGCAGUAGCAGCAGUUCGGGUAGCUACGAUCUGAAGGACGCGAUGACGGAUCCGAAUAAUGAUCUCGAACAGGUUGCUUCACCUAGCGGGCAUACUUCAGAGACUGAAUUAGGUCGAGAUGAGGGUCACCGAUCAUCGUCCGGAGGUUACGCCGAGUCGCCGCCUGACAUCCGCAUGUGGAGCGAGGAGGAACGUCGCCGGAAAAAGAAGACCUUCAGCCUAGACUUCCUCGGGACUGCGUCGAAUAACGUCGAGUUAGAGCACAGCGCGGAACCGGCCUAUCCGGAGAAUGUCGAGGUCAGCCCGACGCCGAGCCACCGUCACCGAUCGCGAAGCAAGCCGACGUCGGCGCGAAGUCCCCAUCGAAAUAACAGAAAGCGAGACGCGAUGCAACAGUCGACACAACAGCAGCAGCAACAGCAGCAGCAGCAACAGCAACAACAGGCACUCAGCAGAAGUCCACAGAAGGAGGAAUGGAGACUCGAACAAGUCGAGGACGGUCCUCACGCGCCGACGUCUGAUGAUUCCAGCUGCAGUCAUCAUUAUCACAUGCAUCAUCAUCAUCAUCAUCAUAUGCAUCGAGACGGUGUGGAGAGUGGAAGGCAUCGUCGGACUAGGGAAAGCCCGAGGAGAAAGACCAGCGGUUACCUCUCGACCAGAAGACGUAGUAAUGAGGAUAAGAACGCGGCGUUAACAGGCAGCUUGCCGCGAAGAAAAUCCCGCCUCGCGGACGACAUAGUUUGCGCGAGUCGUCUUAGUCCUGGCCGUUAUCAGCGGAGUCCAGGGCACAACGGUCAUCGGGCGAUUGUCAUCGAGGCGCAGAGCCCGGAAGCGAGACUGAAGGCACUAUCCGCGGAAUCGUUGAGAUCCGUCAGCCCCGGCAGCGAUAGCGUCUUUUACAGCGAGAGCGCCGAUCAGCCCUGCAUCUCGGCCGUUGCCGCUUUGGACGCCGCGCACUGUCAUCAUUGCGGCAGAGAGGUGAUAUAUUACUUAUCGAUGCAUCUUUUGUUCAUUUCCCCCGCAUGCAUUAACCCUUUGCUCUCGGUAUAAUCUGUUUGCCGCUUUUUACUUGGGAAUCCAUUAAAAAAAAAAUGAACGCGUUUGAUUUUACACAAUUUAUAAUUACACUCUUGAUCGAUAGACGCAACAUUGAUAAUUAUAAACAGCAUUGAUGCGUUAUAAGAAUAAUACUAUAUAGAGAUUAGCUGACGACUUUGGCGAAAAAGAUUUGAGUGUAAAGGGUUAACAAAGUUUAAAAACAUUUCUAUCAAAUUCAUUUACGAUCUCAUUUUACAAAAAAAUUUUUUAAAUUUAUUUUGUUUAAAAACUAGGAGAAUAGACAUAGAAUGCAUCUCUAAUUUUUCUACAGCUUUCUUGUAGCUUUAAAUUAGACUUAAUUGCGAACCAAAGAUUGCAAAUUAUACCUGUUUCUAACUCAAACUGCAACUUUCUAAAAAUUAACGUAGUCAAAGAAUUAUUAUUAUUAUUAGUUUAUUAUUAUUUUCUUAAGGGUUUGCUAUUUAGAGAGAGUCGUAGAGUUAAUCCUCUGGAUAGUUGCCUUUGUCCCCUUUUAUUUUAAAAAUAGCAUUUACUUCUUGUAGUUUGCUUUUCACUAGCAAUUAGACAAGCGACUUGCUCUUCCUCUUGCUUAAUAAAUCAACUAAGUAUCAACUUAAUAUAAUCAACAUGCGUUAUAUGGAUAAGUAUGUGGACAGUAUAUAGAUUUACAUUCUAAAUUUCGUUAUUUAUCAAAUAUAUCUGAUAGUUUUUACAUUAAAAAAAAAAAAUUAAAAAAAAAUUACAUUAUAGAUAUAAUGUGGAAACUAUUAUAAUAUUUUUAAAAUUUAUCUAUGUAUAAUUCCUUGAAAAAGUAUACACAUUUUUUGGCCAUAAUUGAAAAAAUAUCAAUUCAUAUAUAAUAUACUAUUUUUCUUUCAUUUCUGUUUAAUCCAAUUAAAUAAAUAAUAUAUAACUACCUCAAAAAUUGAGAUAACUGAAAAUAUAAAAAAAAUAUUGUUGGGAACUGUAAUUACAUAGUAGUCGCAUUGAUUUUUCCAUCGAAUGAAUGCCCACGAAUGAAACAUGAAAUGUAAUAGGAAUGCAAAGAGUAGUAGAUUCUUCUUUCGAUCUAUUUCGAUCUGUCCAUCUGUCUGCCUUCUUUCUCUAUCGUGUAUGCCCUCCUGUUGCUUCAUCCCGAGGUGUCGGAAGAGAUCGUUCGACCACCGGCAGGUUUCGCGGACUCCCCGGAAGGACACCGA
This is a messenger RNA of Cataglyphis hispanica, 5915 nucleotides long. RefSeq lists its product as uncharacterized. Lineage: Eukaryota; Metazoa; Arthropoda; Insecta; Hymenoptera; Formicidae. The record is from RefSeq and is a predicted model, not a curated record. The transcript has 12 exons. The coding region runs from base 865 to 4707 and encodes 1280 amino acids.